AUGGCAGUAACAAUGUCUGACGGUCCGAUCCGGAAGGCCUGCGACCGUUGCCACAGGCAGAAGCUCAGCUGUAAACGCGUCGCCGACGAGGCAUGCGAGCGGUGUAUUCGGCUCAAGGAGGAGUGCACCUCGAGCCCGUCCCUGCGUUAUCGGAAGCAACACCUACAGCAACAGCACCAGCAUCAGCACCAGCAUCAACAUCAGCACCAGUACCACGGCUCGAAUACGUCCCGAGACCAUGUACGGAGACAAGCUGUUCCGUCACCCAAGCGGCAACGGACCGACGGCGGGAGCCCUUUCGCACACCACGCCGACCUAUCUAUUGUCAAGACCCAGUCUGUUGGGUCCAUCUGUGAUAACGCAGCAUUCGAAGACAAUGCUGUCGUUUCACCUGAUGCCAUGUUGGACAUGGUCGACUUCGACUUUGGCUUCGGCCACUCUGCAAGCCUCUAUCAACCGGGGCCAAGCCAGGGACAUCACCAGCAGCAGCACCAGCACCAACUUCAGCAGCAGCAGCCAGUGCCCCAGACCUUCACCGGCAACAUGGAUGGCUUGAUGACGGACCACGGAGAGGCCAUUGUCCACUCGUGGAGUCCUGUCCACUCCGUUACCUCGGAUUCAGCAUUCACAUCCCCCAUGGCCCCGGAAAUGGGCCAGGUCGGCUCUGGAAUCUACCCCAGAAGCCCUUCGUUACGCAGGCAGAUACCCAAACCGAGCAAGCCACACGGCUCGACGACCCCACAACGCAAGUCCAAGAAACGGAUCACGAGGCAUAGAGCACGGCAGAUCACGCUGCGGCCGUACGCUGGCGGGCAGGGCUCGUCUCCGGAAGGGUGGAUGACUCGCAUCACCGAAGUCAACUCGCGGCUCUUGCAGCUCUCGUCGGAUCUGCCCUUCCAGGCGGGGUCUCAGUCCCAGUCUCAGUCGCCCGAGGAGCCCGGUCGAUCCAGCAGCAGCAUGGUGUCGACACCCGAAGAAGACGAAGACGGAGGCGGCUCCUCGUUGUGCACUACGACGAUGACGACGACGCCUUUCCCCAUCGACGAGAUGUUCCAGCUCUCGCGUCACUUUGCCGACCUCCUUGCGGAGUUGUCCCCGCCGGUGACGGAGGCGGUGGGCUCUCCCGCAAGCGAUGACGGGGCCUCGCAGCAGCUCGCUAGACGACUCAACUCCAUGUCGGAUCCGGCGACCUGUCUCUUGGUGCUGUCGACGUACGUCCGGCUCCUGGACAUGUACCAGAAGGUCUUCCGCUGCAUUCACUCGGAGCUAGGCCAGCUGGGGCAACUGAGCACGGCGGUGACGAUGACGACGACGACGACAACGACAAGGAACCCUCUGUUUCAGUCAUGGAAGCUUCCCGGCGUUACAGUGGGUUCCUUCACAGUGGACUCGACGCCGUCGCUGCAGAUGUCUCUGACGAUCCAGCUGGCCGAGGAGUUUCUGUUACAGAUGCGGCGGGCGGCGGCGUCUCUCGAUCCAGCUCUGCGAGCGGACGGGAGCGGCGGCCCGCCGGCCUCCUCGGGCAAGGCGGCGGUGUUGGACGCGGCGGCCUCGAUGUUCUCGGGGGUGGUGGAUGUCUCAUUCCAAGCCCUGAAGAGGCAAGAAGAGAGCCUGGGCAGGGAGCUAAGGGAUCUACGCAAGGCGAUGGAUGUCUUCCUCGACGGAUGA
Molecule: messenger RNA, 1668 nt
Organism: Colletotrichum higginsianum IMI 349063
Lineage: Eukaryota; Fungi; Ascomycota; Sordariomycetes; Glomerellales; Glomerellaceae
Exons: 2
Coding region: 1-1668 (555 amino acids)
Biological process (GO): regulation of DNA-templated transcription
Molecular function (GO): zinc ion binding; DNA-binding transcription factor activity, RNA polymerase II-specific
Source: RefSeq, a predicted model, not a curated record